GUUACUACAUGAACUCCUCAAUCUAUAGCAAAUGCUUGUUACUCAUGAAACUUCUCUUCUCCGAGGCUAAAUUAGAGAAAGUGAUUUGUAUCUUCUUCGAUGGCUUUCACGGAUGGGAAAGAUGUAUCUAAAGGAUUUGUCAAGAGAGUGGCUUCAUCUUUCUCCAUGAGGAAGAAGAAGAAUGCAACAACAAGUCCAGGAGGUGGUGAACCUAAGUUGCUUCCACGAUCGAAAUCAACAGGUUCUACUAGUUAUGAAUCCAUGAAGCUACCUGCAGCAAAGAAGAUUUCAGAUGUCACAAUCAAAACAAGGAUCAAAUCAUCAUCUGGCCUAGUAACGCCGCUACCAAGACGUGAAAAGAUCGAUAAUCGUGGUGGUGGAGGCACGAAGAACAACUUUGGAAAAUGGAGAAGCUUUGACGAUAGUGAUUCAAUAUGGUUAUCUUCCGAUUGUGCAUCUCCCACUUCUCUUCUUGAGGAACACCGAUUAUCUGUUUCCUUUCGUUUCUCGGUUGAUGAUAGUGUAGUCUCUUGGUUAUCAAAACUUGCCAAUUCUUCCCUCUCUCUGAAUCAUCAAGAUGAAAGUUCCAUCAAAGAACGCUGUAGAAUCCCAAAGAACACUAAGGAGAACAUUCAGAAGAAAGCUUCCAAGGAAGAUUCAUCUAGUUCCGCUCCAAAUUCCACACUUCUUCCUGAUUCUUCCACUCAGAGUUCACAAGGAAAGAAAGUUAGCUUUUCACCACCUUCAAGUACAGAACUUGAGUCAGAGAUUUCUUCUCCUUGUUUGACAAUCUCCCCUGAUGUUCCAUCAGCUCCGAAAGCAACUUCUUUGGUUCAUGAGAAAAGUCUGGAUGAGAAAACUGCAGAGUCUUUGGAUUCUACUAAGAUUAUUGCUAAAGUUGAUGAGCCGCUUUUCUGGCCAUAUGAACAAAGAUUUGAUUGGACACCUGAGGAUAUCUUGAAGCAUUUCUCCAUGUCACCUCGGAGAAAGAAGUUAUUGAAUGCCAAGGUCUCUGCAUGUACCUCCCCAAGAUCCAUGAGAGCACAACUUCUCCAGACAAGAAAAUUAGAUCUCAAAGACGGUUGUAAAAGAAAGCUUGUGUUCAAUGGUCAGGCAACAAACGCAUCCAAGGUUCCAGAACUCAAACGAAAUAUCAGCAGUAGCAGCAGCAUCAACAAUAACAAGAAAAAUGACAGCGUCGAGAAGGAGCACAUCGUGAACUGCGUGAAGAGGAACAAAAGUUUGCCAUCAAGGCUGAGAAAAUCGAGCAAAACAUGUUCCAAGGUUGUACCUAUUGAAGUGGCUGAAGAAGCGACUGCAUCGGAAAGAGCCAAAGCAGAGAUAACAGCUAGAAAGCUCAUGAACCGCAGAAGCAAGACAAUGCUGGAAGACGAUUUCGCAUUGAUGAAUGAUUUCUCAAUUGAAAACGCAGUGGGGCUUGCUGAGUUCAAGGGUCGAGAGGGUAUUGAUUCAGAGUUUAACUCUGACACUUUCUUGUUCAAUGAUUCACUCUGAAACUACAGAGGAUAUCUAUACUUGUCAAAACAAAACAAAAAAAACCCUUUCUAUGCAACAAAUUUUGUUCCUCCUGACUUUAUCAUUUUUCACUAUAUACCGAGUUUCAAAUCAAGAUCUUCAAUGAGUAGAAGAAAAUCAACGAUUUCUCUGAUAUCUUUACAAGUGGAGGCGAAGACAAACUGAUGUUGAGAUUCAUA
Molecule: messenger RNA, 1715 nt
Organism: Eutrema salsugineum
Lineage: Eukaryota; Viridiplantae; Streptophyta; Magnoliopsida; Brassicales; Brassicaceae
Exons: 1
Coding region: 100-1515 (471 amino acids)
Source: RefSeq, a predicted model, not a curated record